AUGAAACUGAAGGAAACCGGUGAACUUGACAAAUGCAAAGCAAGCUUGGUAGCAAAAGGUUAUAGUCAGGAGUUCGGCAUCGAUUACAAGGAGGUAUUCGCUCCAGUUGCUAGGCAUGACACAAUCAGAUUGGUGAUUGCAUUGGCAGCUCAAAAUUCUUGGCCGAUUUUCCAACAAGAUGUCAAGUCGACAUUCUUGCAUGGAGACUUGAAUGAACAGGUAUUUGUUAAACAACCUCCUGGCUAUAUUAAGAUUGGAGAAGAGCAUAAAUGUCCUUAUGAGUAUACCUUUUUUGUGAAAAUGGGAAAUGACGGGAAACAACUGUUGAUGGUUUGCUUGUAUGUCGAUGAUUUGAUAUUUACCGGGAAUGAUCAGAUUAUGUUUGAUAAGUUUAAAAAAUCCAUGAUGGCUGAAUUUGAUAUGUUAGAUCUUGGAAGAAUGCAUUAUUUUCUGGGUAUAGAGGUUGCACAAUCAGAUACAGAUAUUUUUAUUUCUCAAAGGAAGUAUGCGCAGGAGAUUCUAAAGAGGUUUCAAAUGGCGAACUGCAAUCCAGUUGGUACACCAGUAAAGACAAGUUUAAAGUUGGUGAAAGAUGAUACUGGAAGAGAUGUCGAUAAUACUUUAUACAAGAAAAUCGUGGGAAGUCUAAUGUAUCUCACUGCAACCAGACCAGAUAUAACAUAUGCUAUAAAUCUUAUUUGCAGAUUCAUGGAAUGUCCAAAGGAAAUGCAUCUUCAAGCGGUAAAAAGAAUCCUUAGAUAUUUGCAAGGUACAACCGACUACGAGAUCUUGUACAAGAAGGGAGAAAAAUCAACCUUGAUUGGGUUUACGGAUAGUGACUAUGCAAGAGACCAAGAUGAUAGGAAAAGUACAUCUGGUUACGUUUUUAUGUUGGGAACAGGAGUUGUUUCAUGGUCAUCACGAAAGCAACUAAUUGUCACUCUAUCAACAACUGAAGCAGAACUUGUAGCUGCAUCAGCAUGUGUCUGCCAAGCCAUUUGGAUGAGAAAGCUUCUUGAGGAAGUUCAUUUCAAGCAAAAGGGAAUAGCUCAACCAUAA
Messenger RNA from Gossypium raimondii (Peruvian cotton), 1059 nucleotides. RefSeq lists its product as uncharacterized. The transcript has 2 exons. The record is from RefSeq and is a predicted model, not a curated record. The coding region runs from base 1 to 1059 and encodes 352 amino acids. NCBI's taxonomy places the organism in Eukaryota, Viridiplantae, Streptophyta, Magnoliopsida, Malvales, Malvaceae.